Aphis gossypii (cotton aphid) is the source of this 1361-nucleotide messenger RNA. RefSeq lists its product as uncharacterized. The transcript is spliced from 2 exons. The coding region runs from base 468 to 821 and encodes 117 amino acids. NCBI's taxonomy places the organism in Eukaryota, Metazoa, Arthropoda, Insecta, Hemiptera, Aphididae. The record is from RefSeq and is a predicted model, not a curated record.
AUAUGUUUUUAGAUAAUCGAAUGUGCGCGUUUCUGGAGAGUUAAUCUAAUCACUCUAAUAGUCUAAUUUUAUAGUUGUUAUUUUUCUAAGUGUGUUAAUGACUUCAACAAUCCAGUGAAACAUACGAACUACUACAAAGACGAAUAGAGGACAAACCUUAUUUUAUUUUUAGCGGUAAUCAAAUGCAAAUAUGAUAGUUGUGCGCAACAAUGAUUAUCUUUUUUGAACAUUUUAUUGUGUUUUGUUAAUUACCGGUUAACCGCAAGGUAGGUAUGUAAAUUUCUACGAAGGGGCGUAAACGUUAUAAUGAAUUCGCCUAUAAGACUAUAAAUCCUUAACCCCGCAAUUCACCAACAUCAGUCUGCAAUUCAAAAUAAUCUUUGAUGUCAUUAAAAUAUUAUAUUAAUCCUGGUGUCUAAAUUUUAAUAUAUAGAACGAUUUGCUCGUUUUUGUGCUAGUAAGUUAAAAUGAUCGUGAAUAAUUCAGUUGCAUUGUUUGUAGUUGCGAUGCUUCUCCAGCAAUAUUAUUGUAAACCAACACGUCGAUUUAUUAGGGAAAUUAGUAACGAGGAUGAGCCUAGAAUAAAUAAAAUCAAAGAAUUUCUAGGCCAGUUACAGGGAUAUGGAUCACUUGGCUCUACAUCUCAACCACAGUCGUCUCCAACACCAACACAUCAGCCAGAUUUAUCAACACCAUAUCUGCAAGAGACCGCAGCUGGUCCUGAACCAGCAGAAACUAAGAUACAGCCUUCCAUAAUGGCUAGGGAUGGAAGCACUUCAUCGACUGGAUUUCAGUCUUAUACAAAUUACAUGCCGAGUUAAUUAAAUCAAUACUGUAAUGAUAUGCUCAAAUUUACAUGUCAUACAUUUUGUAAAAUUCGUUAUUUUCAUUUAAUAAAAUAUAAAACGGUCGAGUUGUCGCACGCAUGUAAUAAAAUCUAAAACAACCCCAAUAAAUCAAGUCACUGGUGAUUGGAACGAUUCCUAUUAUCUAGUCUCGUACAGGACACUGUACGGGAUUAUAACGGUACAGCGCAACACAUGCAACUUCUUUCAUGUGCCGCCGGAGACGGGGGAUGGUCCGGUCAGGGUCGCUUUCACCAGGGAAAAAGACAAUUUUCUUUGGGGACACCGACACCUUUGAUCGGGCCGCCGAUGACUAUGGCGGGCCUGACCUAAAUCGUCUCCUCUCAUCAGUGCAUGAGCACCCUCCAUAGCGAGUAGUGCAUGAGCACAUCCAAAACAUAUAAGUGCACGAGCACCACCCAGACAGACAAGUGCAGGAGCACAGCAGACUUACUCACAACCACUCAAAGGACAUUGCCUACGACAACUUUACUGUUUCUUUUUUCUAUAACGAAA